AAAGCUUCCAUUCAGAUGUCACACCUCAGCCAGCAGAGAAUUUACAGUGGGGAAAACCCCUUUGCCUGUGAGGUAUGUGGGAAAGUCUUCAGCCACAAGUCAAACCUCACUGAGCAUGAGCAUUUUCACACGAGAGAGAAACCUUUUGAAUGUAAUGAGUGUGGAAAAGGCUUUAGCCAAAAGCAGUAUGUCAUUAAACAUCAGAACACCCAUACCAGCGAGAAGCUUUUCGAAUGUAAUGAAUGUGGAAAAUCCUUUAGUCAGAAGGAAAACCUCCUUACGCACCAGAAAAUUCACACUGGAGAAAAACCUUUUGAGUGUAAAGAUUGCGGGAAAGCUUUCAUUCAGAAGUCAAACCUCAUCAGACACCAGAGAACUCACACAGGAGAGAAGCCCUUUGUAUGUAAGGAGUGUGGAAAAACCUUCAGUGGCAAAUCCAACCUUACUGAGCAUGAGAAAAUCCAUAUUGGAGAGAAGCCUUUUAAAUGUAGUGAACGUGGAACAGCCUUUGGCCAGAAGAAGUACCUCAUAAAACAUCAGAACAUUCACACUGGAGAGAAACCCUAUGAAUGUAACGAAAGUGGAAAAGCCUUCUCUCAGCGAACAUCACUUAUUGUACAUGUGAGGAUUCAUUCAGGUGAUAAACCUUACAAAUGCAAUGUUUGUGGGAAAGCCUUCUCUCAGAGCUCAUCUCUCACUGUGCACGUGAGAAGCCAUGCAGGGGAGAAGCCCUAUGGUUGUAAUGAAUGUGGGAAAGCUUUCUCUCAGUUCUCAACCCUUGCUCUGCAUUUGAGAAUACACACAGGUAAGAAGCCUUAUCAGUGCAGUGAAUGUGGGAAAGCUUUCAGCCAGAAGUCACACCACAUUAGACACCAGAAAACUCAGGCUCACUAA
Molecule: messenger RNA, 894 nt
Organism: Nomascus leucogenys (northern white-cheeked gibbon)
Lineage: Eukaryota; Metazoa; Chordata; Mammalia; Primates; Hylobatidae
Product: zinc finger protein OZF-like
Exons: 1
Coding region: 16-894 (292 amino acids)
Biological process (GO): negative regulation of transcription by RNA polymerase II; regulation of cytokine production; regulation of immune system process
Source: RefSeq, a predicted model, not a curated record